UUAUUUACUACACAAACGACAGUUCUUGAAGUAAUAGCAAAUAAUAGUCGAAAGUAUGGACUUACUUCAAAUUUGAAUAAACAUAACCCUAAAUGUGAAAGCUAUCAGAUUGUUAUACAGGAUGAAGAAUCUCAUCAUUGCAUCUUUAUUGCUAUGUACCAUUUCUCAUGUGGUUUCGGGCAGCCUCAUCAAUUUACACCCUACCAAUGAUCCGAACAGUGAACUUAAUACACUACAGUUAAUACGAAGAGCGGGUUAUCCAGCCGAAGCUCAUGUAGCGUUAACGGAUGAUGGCUAUCUUUUGACGAUGCACCGAAUCCUAGGGAAACCUGGAUCGCCUGCGAUUCUUUUGCAACACGGUUUAUUAGGUAGCUCAGCGGAUUGGGUUACGCUCGGAAAAGGAAAUGCUCUUGCUUACUUAUUAGCUGACCACGGUUACGAUGUGUGGCUUGGAAAUUUUCGUGGUAACACUUACUCGAGGGCUCAUACUUCUUUGUCUAUCGAGGAUUCGAAGUUCUGGGAUUUCAGCUGGCAUGAGUCGGGUAUUUAUGAUCUACCCGCGAUGAUCACCUACAUCGCGAGGCUGAAGGAAAAUUUGUUGAAAGCAUAUAUUGGAUUCUCGAUGGGUACAACGUGCUUCUACGUGAUGGCCAGCGAACGGCCGCAAAUAGCAAGACUGUUGCAAUCGUCGUACAUGCUUGCCCCAGUAGCUUUCAUGAAACAUGUACAGAGCCCUUUACGGUAUAUAGCCCCGUUUGCAAAUGAUUAUAAGCUGAUUUCCCAUCUGCUCGGAGACGGCGAGUUCCUGCCGCAAAAUUUUGUUUUAAAAUUCUUAUCAAAACAUUUGUGUUAUGCUGAUUUCUUGGAGGAAAGAAUUUGUGCUAAUUGGCUGUUUAUUUUGGUCGGAUUCGACAAAACGCAAUUUAAUUACUCGUUGAUGCCUAUAAUUUUAAAUCAUACACCGGCUGGUACAUCCGCCAAGACGAUGGUCCACUAUGCUCAAGAAAUCAAGUCCGGAUACUUCCGACAAUUUGAUUACGGUAAAAUAGAAAACAUGCAGAGGUACAACAGUACAGAACCACCUUCGUACAAUUUAACUAACAUCGCAACGCCAAACGUACUGUUCUGUGGCCCUAACGAUUGGUUCUCUAAUCCUCUUGAUGUGUUGGAGUUAACCAACCAGUUACCAGAGAAGCCAGUUGUCUAUAGAGUACCAUAUAAAAAGUUCGAUCACAUAGAUUUUAUGUGGGCUACAGAUGCUCCCAAACUAGUCUAUAAAAAGUUACUUUCUAUGUUGAGCGAAGGAGCAUCCUAAAUUAUGUUUUCUAAAAGCGUAAAAAGUUUGUGUUAUUUACUAUUUAACACACAC
Molecule: messenger RNA, 1369 nt
Organism: Habropoda laboriosa
Lineage: Eukaryota; Metazoa; Arthropoda; Insecta; Hymenoptera; Apidae
Product: lipase 3-like
Exons: 8
Coding region: 122-1315 (397 amino acids)
Molecular function (GO): hydrolase activity, acting on ester bonds
Source: RefSeq, a predicted model, not a curated record